GUUUAGUUCAGAGGGGCGGAGAUGUGUUAUUAUUUGGCUUUGGCGGGCCAUGAACCAAAAAAAGGCAUGUGCUAACAUCUGUUCAAAGAUGUAGCGUCUGACUCACACAAGCGGGCUUGGACCUAAAAAUGACCAACAUACACAAGCUCUUUUGACGUUUUCGAUAUUCCGCGUCGGUGUUGUAGCAGCUAAUCGUUCCUACUUGCAGCAUAACAACAAAGGCUCGUAGAACUAGCAUGCAGUGCAGUGUAGUAGUUUUUGCAUUGGCAUUGGUGUCUGUUGAUAUUAGCUAGCUAGAUAGCAAAGUUAGCAUCUCUACCCUGUCAGAGAGCAUACCAUACCCAUCCGGUUAUCGUAUUACGAGAUAAAUGUACAUGUUCACGUUUUCAUCAUUGACUGUAUACAAAUGUUCAUUAGCUAGCAAAGUGAAAACGCUCACCGUAGCCAGCAGUACUCGACUGAGAAUACAAUGUGAACUGUUUAUUCAAUAACACCAUGUCUUGAAGUUUGUGAUCGUUGACUCGAUACGAUAACAAUACUUCGCCGCCCAGUCUUCAAGAAUGAAUGGCAAACUCAUUCCUCACACCCCAGUAGCCGUGGACUUUUGGCAGGUGCGAAAGUGUGCCCACGUCCGCUUGUUCUUUCUGUCCCACAUGCACUCGGACCACACGGCUGGCCUCUCGUCCACCUGGAGUAACCGCCCCAUAUACUGCUCUCCCAUCACAGCAAAACUCCUCAAACUCAAGCUACGUGUGAAGGACAAAUGGAUCCAUCCACUGGAGCUGGGCGAUCCACACAUGCUGGCCCUGGACGACAUCGGAAAGGAGCGCAUGACCGUGACCCUCAUGGAUGCAAACCACUGUCCAGGAGCUGUUAUGUUCCUCUUCGAGGGAUACUUUGGCAACAUACUGUAUACUGGGGAUUUCCGCUACUCCCCCUCCAUGCUGCGUGAGUCCUGCCUGCGGACACACACCACCAUCGACAUUCUGUACCUGGACAAUACCAACUGCGACCCCACCCGCACCCUGCCAACACGCCAACGCGCCACGCAGCAGGUCAAAGAGGUCAUCAGGGCCCACCCAGGACACAGGGUUGUCAUUGGCCUGUACUCCCUGGGCAAGGAGAGUCUGCUGGUGGAGCUGGCGCUGGAGUUCAAGACCUGGGUGGAGGUGAGCCCUGAGCGCCUGGAGGUCCUGCUGGCCCUGGAGCUGCCCGACGUCUUCACCACGGAGCCCGGGGCGGGCCGCAUCCGCGUCGUGGACCAGGACCAGGUCCGCGCCGCCAACCUGCUGCAGUGGAACCGGGAGGAGCCCACGCUGGCCAUCCUGCCCACCAGCCGGCCCUUGGUGUCGUGCCACCCGAACGUUCACGUGGUGCCCUACUCGGACCACUCGUCCUACCAGGAGCUGGAGGACUUCCUGUCGGCGCUGCAGCCCCUCUCCAUCAUGCCCAUCGUGGGCACGGCCCUGCCCUCCUUCUCCGCCGUCUUCAGCCCCCGCAAGAAGCGCCGCAAGACCGUGGUGCCCGAGUCAGUCCUACGCUACAUGACAACAUGCCCGACGCCCGAUACCCCCCCAGUUCACUGCCCUGCCACUGGGCAGGCGUUUCGGGGGACGCGGUCCGCGCCACCUCGCGGGGUGGUGUUCGAGUCCCCCCGGCGGCCUCGGAAGGUGGUCCCCUCCGACAGGGAGGCCAGUGGCGCAGAGGACACAGACAGCACGCUGAACGGCUCCGACUGCGUCCUGCUGGACAUGGAGCAGGGCUCCAUCAUCGACGUGGAGAGUGACGUGGGCCUGCGGUUGGCCGAGGAGCGAAGCGAGCUGAGCCUGCGAUUGGCCGAGGAGAGAAGCGAGCUGAGCUUGCGAUUGGCCGAGGAGGGAAGUGAGCUGAGCCCGCGAUUGGCCGAGGAGGGAAGCCAGCGGAGUCCGCGAUUGGCUGAGAACGGGGAAGAGUAUGAUAAGAGAGCAGACGUGUGUCCCGGCUCGUUCCACGCUCUUCACGGCCGGGGUGACGGGGCGACACGGACUCCGGCAGCACCCGAGGGCGCCUCGCAAAACAGAAGCACGUCCGUCCACCCGGACCGCUGCUCCUCCCUUGAGCACAUCAGUCUCCAUGACAACGCCUUUGCGACCGCCUCGGCCGCUACCGCCGUGACCCCGCGCAACCCCUCGCAGCCGCCACUCCACAGCCACGCGUCCGCUGAGGACUCUGAGAAGGGGGAGCAAUGGCUUCUGCGAAACCUCGUCUUCCCAGAGGAGGAGCUGAGCCCUGGAGCUGAGGUUGUGGUCGGCCUGGGCAGAAUUUACAACCUGCGCCCGUUAAACACUCCGAAGCGAGUGGGCGAUUCGUUUGAAGCUGCAAUAGAGAGAUUUAAAGCUGCUCUGAGAUAAAAUGUGAACACUUAACUGUAAAUCCGGAAAGAGAAAGAAAAGGCACUUGUAGUAUUACGCAACACUCCACCAUGUACAUAGUGUUAUUGGUAUAAUUGUAUACGUUUGUAGACAGAUGUGCCCCUUGAAUGAGGAAGAACUCACUGUGAGAAGUUGAAUGCAUCCCUGUGCCAGAGAAAAACAAAAACUAUAUUACACGUAUUUAUAUACAGGUUUCCAGUUAUUGCAUUAGCACCUUUUAUCUAGUGAUGCAUUUAUGCCUUUUAUCGGUUAUACAGUGUGGCCAUUAACACUGAGUGUUACUAUGUUCUGUCACAGAGCAUUAUUUAAUGUCUAAAUGCUAACUCCUCUUAUGACUCUUAUUAUGUGCAACCGUAUUCAUACAUUCAUAACUCUGUCUGACCAUGUUGCAUGUGGCCGCUUCAGUUCCCGCGUGCUUGUUGUGAACGCUGCACCGCUGUUGUGCCAGUGGCUGUGUGGUAGAGGAACCUUGAAGAGUUGCCAUGUGUAGCUUGAUAGUGUUGUAGCGUUCAUUUCUUGCACUUGUGCUGCCAAAAUGAGUCCUGGGACAUGAGGAAUGUUGUGCAGUUUUUUUUGCUGUUGUGCCAAAAGCGCUACAUUUUUCACACAAGUGUUUUAUUCUGUGGUGGAUAAAUAAAAAGUGUGUGU
Sardina pilchardus (European sardine) is the source of this 3059-nucleotide messenger RNA. It is a transcript of the gene dclre1b, whose product is annotated as DNA cross-link repair 1B. Lineage: Eukaryota; Metazoa; Chordata; Actinopteri; Clupeiformes; Clupeidae. The transcript has 5 exons. Gene Ontology annotation, biological process: double-strand break repair via nonhomologous end joining; interstrand cross-link repair; telomere maintenance. The coding region runs from base 561 to 2390 and encodes 609 amino acids. The record is from RefSeq and is a predicted model, not a curated record. Gene Ontology annotation, molecular function: damaged DNA binding; 5'-3' DNA exonuclease activity.